AUGAAGGAACUUCUCGACUCGGACAGAGUCAACUAUCUCAUCUGGAGUGCACCCCGUGCAGACUAUCGAGAGACGGCCGCCAAGCUGCAGAAAGAGUGGCGCGUCCAGGCGCCUCACCGGCACUUCGACUUCGCGCCCCAUGUAAAGAACUACGCACUUGUCGACGCCCUCAACAAGGGACUGAUCUACCAGGGCCUCGAGAGGGACUACGCGCAGUCUCAGGUACCUGAAGCCGCUGCUGCAGCGGCAACCACCGGUGAGCCCCGUGGAGUCUUCGGCCCCCUUUUGCCGCAGGCGCCCGUCAAUUACGAUCAGCUGCACGACGACGAAGAAGAGGUUCUUCUGCCUUCGUCCGAGACGGCUGUUGGUCACGAUGAGAAGGCACAGCCUCGGCUGGCAAAUGGGAAUCCCGCUAAGCGGCCGAGGUUGGGCAAUGCCAACGGCCUGGAGAAUGGGGCGGAUACGGCCGCGAGCCCAAUGGAACUGGACCACCACCAAUCCGACGGUCAUGCUUAUCCCUCCCCACUCGAGGGAGAACAGGCCCCAGCCCUGGCCCCACGCACCGAGGGCCCUGACCACGCAACCCAGACCGAAAAGGUCGACGAGCUCGAGUCCAGGACCGUCUACCUGCGGCUCGCAAAUGAUGAGCCCAAUUCCUCUUCUUCCAUCGCCGCCACUCCGACUGCAGAAGUGUCGCACCUGCGGUCUCACCAGAACCCAAUCCUGCUGCACUGCGAGUGGAACCCCAACGAUCCAUCCCGCCUCGCCGCAGCCGGUACUGACGCGCUAGCCCGCGUUUGGACCGUCUCGCGCGCCACCGGCCCGGAGCAGGUGGCUGAUCACGUGGAUCCCGGCUGGCCCUCCAUCAAUCUGAUCGAUGAGGAUUUCCCGCCAAACUCGAGGAUCUCCGCCAUCUCCUGGGCUUCAGACGGCAAGCACAUCGCCGUCGCCACCGAUGAUGACCAGAAGGCCCGCAUCGACCUGUGGGAUAUGGAGGGAAACCAGGUGCAACACUGGGACGACUUCGAGGCCCCCAUCGUCAAGCUGCGAUGUAAUCCCUAUGGCCGUCAGACGCUGUGCGUCUCUCCAUCGACGACCAAGACCGCAUCUAAUCAGCCUGACGGGUGGAUCGCCACCCUGCUGCCGUCGGCGUCAGCGAACGUCGUCGAGAGGCCCCUGCCCGGCUAUGACGAGAGUGACGAGCCAGAUGCCGACUGGAUCAAUGAGACCGACUUCGUGCUGUGCAUCAGAACCAAGCUGGCCAUCUUCAAGCACACUGGCGAUUCCAUUAUCCAGGUCAGAGAGUUUGUGACCAGGGCAAACGACCCUUUGACGGCGGUUCAAUACGACGGGACCCUGGAAACGGGCUGCAUCGCAGCCGCAACCGCGAACGGCUACAUAGAUGUCUGGGAUGUAUCCGGUGAACGACGUUCCAGUGAUGCACCUGCACAUGAUGGUCGGAUCUCUGUCCUCCAAUGGCAGCCGGUGCAGGGUGCGAGGCCCGAAAAUGAGCGACUACUGGCAUCUGGCGGCGAGGAUGGCACAAUCGCUAUUCGCGAUGCCCGCAUGUCCGACAACAAAGCAAAGUUCGAGAUGACUAUUGACGCCAACCCCGUCCUUGCUCUCUCCUUUACGCCCGAUGGUGCUUUCAUUGCCGGCGCCACUCGGGAUAGAGUCCUGAUCUGGAAGGUUGGUGAAUACACAAUGCCGCGGGCACAAUGGAGCAGGACCAGUCAGCCAAGCAGAUUAAGUCCCAAGGUCAACGGCACUGCAGAGAUAGAGGACCAACACUGCCUAUGCUGGGAUGCAAACGGACAGAGGCUGGCAUUUGGUGUGAAUGACUUGCUUGCUGUUAUAAAUUUCCGGUGAUAACUUGAGUCAACGUUCUUGAACUCUAUUCGGGCUUGUAUGAUGCUCGAGUCAUACCUUACAAAAAAAGAUCCAAAAGAAAUCAGCCAACCUGAGCUGAAUAUAUGACAUCUGGGUGCUCCUCACAGCAAAAUUUGGACGACAAAGUUCAAAAUAUAUGGCACUUGUCACGGGAACUCCGAUCUGUCCUGCAACAAAAGUCAAUUGCUUAUCUCGGGAGCGAACCUUUUCCCUACAGCUGCAAUUAUAUUCUUCCACAGAGGGCACGACGAUGUACAGUCCCAUCACAAGUGAAGCGAUCUGAUUGGCUGUGGAUUCUGGAAUGACUGAUUCAGUAUGACGCGCAACUUGUACUAUGAACCGGGCUCCAGCAUUUCAAAAGAAGGACAGCAGCAUUACACUCAUGAGGACCAGCCAUCUGGCAAGGUUUUGAUGUCAGCCUGCAUAGGAAGUUGGAUUUGAAAGGCGGAUCAUACAAGCAGUCAGACAGGGGACGUGGUUUGUGAUUGGAUCAUGUGUCCAUAGACUGGCAUUGUCAAUUUGGCUCAUAUACAUCUGGGCCUGGCGUUCAGGAGUUCAUUCUUUUUUGAGGGUGUGGGAUGUGGGCUUGCAAUCAGCUGUGAUACUGUUAUUGUACAUCUCAACAAAGAAAAAGUGGUCGGGGCCCGGGGGUGGGGAUGGCUGGUUGUCCCUGGAUUAAAGGGGUGUCUGCAAAGGGGGAGUAGACAGACAGUGCAAUACUUGGGCGCAUCGCCGUGUAUCCUACAAAGCCAUGUUAUGUUGACUUGUCAAGAAUAAACUAUAUUCCCAGU
This is a messenger RNA of Cryphonectria parasitica EP155, 2681 nucleotides long. RefSeq lists its product as uncharacterized. The record is from RefSeq and is a predicted model, not a curated record. The coding region runs from base 1 to 1869 and encodes 622 amino acids. Gene Ontology annotation, biological process: regulation of transcription by RNA polymerase II. Gene Ontology annotation, cellular component: Set3 complex. Lineage: Eukaryota; Fungi; Ascomycota; Sordariomycetes; Diaporthales; Cryphonectriaceae. The transcript is spliced from 6 exons. Gene Ontology annotation, molecular function: protein binding; transcription corepressor activity.